Messenger RNA from Odontomachus brunneus, 3072 nucleotides. RefSeq names its product tryptophan 2,3-dioxygenase (gene vermilion). Gene Ontology annotation, molecular function: L-tryptophan 2,3-dioxygenase activity; heme binding; metal ion binding. The transcript is spliced from 7 exons. The record is from RefSeq and is a predicted model, not a curated record. Bases 1467 to 2726 code for a protein of 419 amino acids. NCBI's taxonomy places the organism in Eukaryota, Metazoa, Arthropoda, Insecta, Hymenoptera, Formicidae.
UAUAAAAUUUCUAUGAAAUAAAGUUCAUUAAAUAAACUGUAAUUUCAUUAAAAUGAACUUUUUAUCUUGCAAAUAAAUUUUCACAUAUCUUUUUCUAAUUAUAUUUGAAUUAUUUGCGAUUAAAUGAUUCACAGAGGUUACAUGUUUUGAUGGUUUGUGACGUAACGUUAAUAUUCGAUAAUUACAGUUUAGGGCCAUCGCACAUGUAAUGACAUAGUAAUGACAUAGUAAUGACAUGUAAUGACAUAGCUGCAUAUGCAUAGUAUAAAAUCGUAUGGACCAAUAAGCAUCGAGUCGCUAUAUUGAUGCUCGAUACUUAAUAUUCGAUGCUCAUUGGUCCAUACAAUCUUAUGCUAUGUAUAUGCAGUUAUGUUAUUUCAUGUGUGAUUAUUUAUUUUUUGUAUCACGAGACGAGUUCAAUAUCAAUUUAUUUCCAUAAGACGUAGAAUAUCGAUGAUUGUGACUAGAUAUAAAAUGAAACAUAAAACUAUUACACUUUAACAAUUAGAAUCUCGAAUAAGCUUUGCCUUCCCUAUCAAUUUUCCUUUUUUUAACUGAGUUUAACACUGACGUUAAGAUAUAUACGGCACGACAUCUACUAUCGAGAUGAACAAUUCCGAUGAAAUUGGAAGAAAUUUUCUUGACCGACCAUAGGUGUUGCAACAAACACUUCCACCAGUUGAUAAUAGACUCAAUCGAAGGAGCGACAUCUACAAUUAAUUGCAAUCUCAAUUAAAAAACUAAUCUGAUUUACUCAUUGUUGGUAUAACAUUGUCGCGGUUGCUCGAGCGCGAAUAUCCAAAAGACAAUAAUAUCGAUUAGUUAUGAUUUUGCCGCAACGCGUCACACAUCACGCAUUAGAAGUCACUAACUAGUGAAAUACAUUAACGCUAAUUCAAUUUACAGUUCCACCACUCAUUGCAUUACUCGCUGCGUCAUAUGAAUAAUUUCUAUCUGGCAGAGGAAAUACGUAUUUGAACAAUUUUGCGCGCGCACGCGCGUGCAGUCUUGACAGGUCUGGAACGUAAUGCAACGAGUAAACUCGUUACAUUACGAUAUUUAUCGAGAUAGAUAUCGCAAUUCCAUUGUUAUUGUGUGUGUGAGGCAGUUCUGUUAAAACCAUUUUUCAAUUCGACACGGCACCAAUACCGUUUAUUUAUGCGAGAGUUAAUUGAUGAGACCACAGCAUGUGUGAACCGAUCGUGAGUUAGUUGCACGCCAUCCACCUCUUCGGCAACACGCGUCGCGUGUGAUCAGCGUACGCGAAUGCAGUCAUCCGACUCGCAAUCCACAGAAUCUCAACGCUUCGAUUCAUCGAACUUAGUCGAUAUCACACCGUCUGUAACUUCAAUUCAGUCCAAUCAGAUCACUGAGAGACCAUUGAUCGCUCGCAAUUUAUACAAGAAGAUCUCUCUGCAGUCUCUCGAGGUGUUACCGACUUCAUACCAAAGUUAUACACCCCAAAUAUGGAUUGUCCGAGAUCAAGUGGAAUCACAGAGAAUUACUGUCCGAACGAGGAGCGGAUGAUGCCAGGACCAGGAUUACUUUACGGGGAGUACCUGCGUUUAGACAAGAUCCUGUCCGCGCAGAGACUUCUUAGCGCCGAGUACAGCAACGAAGUUCACGAUGAACAUCUCUUUAUUGUCACUCAUCAAGCCUACGAGCUCUGGUUCAAACAGAUUAUUUUCGAGCUCGACUCCGUCAGGACGCUCUUUAACUCCGAAAACAACGCAUCGUGCAACGGCUCCUCCAACGAUCACUCGGCCAACCAGGACAACGGGGUCUCUCACGUCUUGAACGAGUCGAAAACUUUGGAAAUUCUGAAGCGACUGAACCGCAUUGUGCUUAUCCUGAAACUGUUGGUGGACCAAGUAACGAUCCUGGAAACAAUGACGCCACUGGACUUCAUGGCAUUUCGAGACUACCUGUGCCCGGCCUCGGGUUUCCAAUCGCUGCAGUUCCGUUUGCUGGAGAACAAACUGGGCGUGAAGCAGGAGCACAGGGUGAAAUACAAUCAGAGUUACAUGAGGGUCUUCGGCAGGGAUCCCGAAGCGAUCGAGGCGAUCAAACGGUCGGAGGAAGAGCUCAGUCUCAGUACUCUGGUGCAGAGAUGGCUGAGCAGAACACCAGGCCUCAAAACCGACGACUUCAACUUCUGGGGGGAGUACAAGCGAUCGGUGGAAAAGAUGUUGGCCGAGCAGGAAAAAGCCGCACACAAAGCAACGGAGGAACAGAACAGAGAGUACCUGUUGGCUAACGUUCACUCGCGGCAAGCGGUCUUCGACACGAUUAUGAACGAGUCCCUUCACAAUGCUCUCGUGUCGCGCGGCGAGCGUAGAUUUUCGCAUGGCGCCCUUCAGGGAGCGAUCAUGAUUACCCUGUAUCGGGACGAGCCGCGAUUCAGUCAACCGCAUCAGAUUCUUACGGCGUUAAUGGACAUCGACUCGCUAAUCACGAAAUGGAGAUAUAACCACGUUAUCAUGGUACAAAGGAUGAUUGGGUCUCAACAACUCGGCACCGGUGGCUCCUCCGGUUAUCAGUACUUGAAAUCCACGCUAAGCGAUCGGUACAAAGUCUUCCUGGAUCUAUUCAACUUGUCGACCUUCCUGAUACCGCGUCAUCUGAUCCCACCGUUGACGAAACAGAUGAAGACGAAACUGUCGAUCGCCUGGAACGCGGACGACGAUCAAGAUAAUGCCUCUGGAAGCUCUCUGGAAAGUUCCUGAAUCAUUGCGGCGUGAGUGCUAAACAUGUCACGACGAAUUUCAUAAAACUGCAACCAAUUUUUAUUUCUGUAACACACAUCAGGCGGCUGUAGUAGCACUAUGCAUCAGCACAAAUUAAACGAAAUGAAUGUUUCGAUGAUAAGCUUUCGAAGUAGUCCAUCGCAAUGCUCUCUUUAGAUUCCAUUAAAAAAAAAAAAUUAUAAAUAACGGCACGGGAGAUACGGCAUUAUUAGCAUAUACGUAACAAAGAGUUUUAUUGAUUCGCAGUUUUACAACUUAUACGCUUAUGCUCCGCUUAUAAUGUACUUUUGUAGAAAGAUACUGUGAAAUAUAUGUCAGCACAUUA